Messenger RNA from Octopus sinensis (East Asian common octopus), 598 nucleotides. RefSeq names its product neo-calmodulin-like. The record is from RefSeq and is a predicted model, not a curated record. The coding region runs from base 7 to 462 and encodes 151 amino acids. The transcript is spliced from 6 exons. NCBI's taxonomy places the organism in Eukaryota, Metazoa, Mollusca, Cephalopoda, Octopoda, Octopodidae. Gene Ontology annotation, molecular function: calcium ion binding; enzyme regulator activity.
GCCAAGAUGAUGACGGCAGAGCAACUAAAUGAUGAGCAGAUUGCAGAAUUCAAGGAAGCCUUCGACCUGUUUGAUAAAGAUGGGGAUGGUGCCAUCACAACCAAGGAACUUGGUACUGUGAUGCGUUCGUUAGGACAAAAUCCAUCAGAGUCAGAACUGCAGGACAUGAUUAACGAAGUCGAUGUUGAUGGAAGUGGUACGAUUGACUUCCCAGAAUUCUUAACCAUGAUGGCCAGAAAGAUGCGAGACAGUGACACGGAAGAGGAGCUACGGGAAGCCUUCCGAGUGUUUGACAAGGAUGAAAAUGGCUACAUUUCUGCGGCCGAGUUACAUCACGUGAUGACAAAUCUAGGAGAAAAGCUUACUGAAGAAGAAGUUGACGAAAUGAUCCGUGAAGCUGAUAUUGAUGGCGAUGGUCAAGUUAAUUACGAAGAAUUCGUGAAGAUGAUGACGUCAAAGUGAACCCUAUGAACUUGUGCAGAUUUCUACAUCUGUGAUAUUAUAUUUUCAAGCUUAUGUGUCCUGAACAGACAAAGAGGGAGAGAGACAGAGAGAGAGAAAGAGAGAGAGAGAUGGACAGAAAUAGAAAGAAGGGGGA